This is a messenger RNA of Lottia gigantea (owl limpet), 432 nucleotides long. RefSeq lists its product as hypothetical. Bases 1 to 432 code for a protein of 143 amino acids. The record is from RefSeq and is a predicted model, not a curated record. The transcript has a single exon. NCBI's taxonomy places the organism in Eukaryota, Metazoa, Mollusca, Gastropoda, Lottiidae.
AUGGGUGAUUGGAAUAAUCUUAUAAAAAGAAACAGACAAUAUAUCAAAACUAAGAAUAAAAUAAAGACUCAAGAUGAAAAUAACAAAUUACAACAAUUUGGAUUAACAGAAAAUCUACAAACUCUAUUUCAACCAAUAUUGAAAAGUCAAGAAGAUAUUAUAAAGAGACUCGCGCCUUCACCUCAUAAAAAUCACCCGGAACCGAUUGAAUAUGGUGGUUUUAUAAUUAGGACAUUUCUACAUAUGAUAAGAAAGACGGGGCCCGAAACAAGAAGAUUAAAAGAAGUUGAUCUAUAUAUAAAAGCUAUUAAUCAAGAUGAUGAAUAUGCUGAAGACAAUUCAAUCAUACAAGAAAUAGACAAUCCAAUCACACAACAAAUAGACGAAUUGGAAGAGGAGAUAGCUAUAUUAUAUUGUCUGUCUGAACGAUGA